Messenger RNA from Symbiodinium sp. CCMP2592, 5007 nucleotides. Lineage: Eukaryota; Dinophyceae; Suessiales; Symbiodiniaceae. The record is from the annotation of a GenBank genome assembly.
AUGACAGCCCGUUCAGCUUUCCGCUCAUUACGCUCAGCAGCGUUCCGCACGGCGGGCGUGACAGGUGCCGCGACUCUCGGCUGGGCAUAUCUGCAACGUCUUCCAAGACAUCAGGAGGACCACCGCUUGUCAUGGCGGGAGUCCGUUUCCACGAGGCUCUACACGACAUUUGUGGCUCCGAUCAUCAUGCAAACGGAUGCAGAAACAGCGCACACCUUGACGCUCCAAGCAGGGGAGGUCCUGCAGGCGUGUCGGCUGCUGCUUGAACCGUCCCACGCCAAAUUGCCCCUAGAUUGGCUGUUGCGUCCGCCAGCAGCGCAGUCCACCUCGUCCGGACCAAAUCUGCGGCAAGAGCUCUUCGAUGAGCGACUCGUUUUCGACACGCCGGUGGGAAUUGCGGCCGGAUUUGACAAGAAUGCUACACUCGUUCCUUUAUACCGGUUGGGUUUCAUGCAGAUUGGCUUCGCAGAAGUGGGAUCCAUCUCUGCUGAGCCGGCAGCAGGGAAUGAAAGGCCACGGUGUUGGCGGAUCCCGAGUGACCAGGCAGUCAUCAAUUGCAUGGGCCUGAACAAUGAGGGGGCUGCGUGUGUCGCAGCUCGUCUCAAGACUUUCACUUCUGUUGAAGGAGGUGCUCCUAUCGGAAUCAACAUUGCCAAGACGCACAAUCCCGCCAUUGUAGGGCCGGCCGCUGUCGAGGAUUUCGUGCAUAGCUUCAAGACAUUGGCUCCCCUGGCGGACUUCGUGGUGAUUAAUGUGUCGUGUCCCAACACCGCAGAGGGAAAGACUUUCGAGGAGCCAAGUGCCCUGUCUGAUCUCUUGCAGGCCGUUGCUAGACAAAGUCGAGAGAUGCAGUGGGAGCGGGCACCGCCGAUACUGGUGAAACUCAUGGCGACCCCAGACUCUGACGAUGGCCGAGCGUGCCAGCGAGAGCUGCUGAGAGUUAUCGAAGACUCGAAGGUCGUGGAUGGCCUCGUUAUCUCAAACACAAUCAAAAACCCAGAGGCUCAGCUAUCCAGCACAGGACGACAAGCUGCGGACGCCAUCGGCAAAGGCGGUGUUAGCGGCAAGGUCAUACAUCGACGGAGUGUUGCUGCCAUCCGGUCAGCUUUCGAAGCCACAGGUGGGAGACUGCCAAUAAUCGGCGUCGGAGGCACUGAUAGUGCUGAGGCCGCGUACGAGAAGAUCCGCGCUGGAGCAAGUCUCGUCGAGGUCUACACCGGCUUGGUCUACAAGGGUCCCGGUCUUCUUGAAGAUAUCCAAACAGGUCUUCGCCGGUGCUUGCAAAAGGAUGGCUUUGGCAGCAUCCAGGAGGUGCUGUUGAACAAAGAUGUUUGCCUAUCUCGGAAGGCACUGGAUGCAACGGGGCUGAUGAAAGUCAAGAUAUUCGAGCGUGACUUUGCCAACGGGUAUUUGUUCGGGGAGCUGCUUUACAAGCAUGGCCUCUUGCAAGCUUUCGAGGAGGAAUUCGUGGAUGAAUCUCACCUGGCUGCGAAAAGGCAGAACUUUUCGAUGGUGCAGCAGGCCCUUAGAGAAGCUGUCGGUGAGCUCGGCGUGAAGCUCCCCAAUGAACAGGUAGAGGAGAUCAUGGACGAAGACCGCGGAUCUUCUCUCCGGAUCCUCUACCAGCUGCGGCGGGUGCUCAGCACCAAGGCCAAAGGCUCUGUUCCCUCGGCCAAGGCAACAGCGGGUGCUGGACGACCGCGGCUGCAGAAGCAGGUGAAAACUGAAGAGGAGGAGAACUUCUUCGACCAGAGGGUGAACACCCUUCGCCCAAUAGAUCAGCGAUAUCCCUACGAGGUGCACAACAAGGCUUUCGUGGACGAACACACCAGGCAGCUGCGCAGCGCCCGGGAGAAAGAGUACGAGGAGAUGGUGGAACGGAGUGCCAAUGUGCAGGAGUUUAGGGUUGCUCAGCAGCGAAAAAUGGAGAGCAGCAGAGCUCAGAAGGAACUUGCGAGGAAAGCUGGGGAGCAGCACUGGCAGGGUGUGCAAGAGAAGAAGUACAACCUGCUCGAGAAGGACCUCAACUUUGAGAAAGAGAUGAUUCGAAGAGAUCAGCAGAGGAUAGUUGCCAUCCGCGAACACUAUGCUGAAGACUGUGGCUUCAGAGAAGGGGAUGAGGAUCAUGGUAUUGCUUGGUUCGAGAAGAACCUCCAGCGGAUUGGCAUCGACACGUCCGAACACUCGGGAAGUGACACUGCAACCAUUGAGGCUGCGACCCUCAAGGAGCUUCACGAGAAAAUGAAAGAGAAGCUUCCAAGCAAGGCUCGCCUGCAGAUCGAAUCUGCCAAGCGAAUGGAAAAGAUUCGGGACACGAAGCGGCAGACGGACAUUGCUCGUAAGGAGAGGGAGCGGCGACAGCGCCGUGUCCAGUACGAGCAGGCAGCUACCACGGCAGCCGUUGAAGCCAAGAAGAAGGAAGAAGACCUGCUCACCUGGCUUCUGACAGAGACGGCCAAGUACCGGCAAGAAGCUGCGGAAUACGAUUUCAAGCUGCGACGCAAGCAGGCUCAGUGGGAGCAGAGGGAAGCGAAGCAGCUGGCCUACGCGCAGCGUGCAGCCGUGGAGCAGGACGAGGCAUGGAAUCGCAUGGCGGAAAAAGCGAGGGAGGAAAGGCAGAUCAAGCAGAGGUACCGAUCCAACUUGCCAGACACAGAAGGAGCGGCCGAGGAGGCAUCGUCAGAUGACGAUGGAGCGCCGGUGGAGCCUGGUGCCACAACAGCAGCCGUCGAGAAGAAGAGGUCGGAGAGGUUUACAAGCGAAAGUGUGUCAGUGAAAGGGUCGGAUGCUGCCUCGGCAGCACCGGUCGUCGAGAUCGCGCCUUCCGAGGAGGUCAUCGCCUGUGUGAGGGAAACCUUGAUGACGGAGUACCUCUUCUUUCGCGGUGCUUGGGCGCACUUCAAGCCGAGCGAGGUGCGGCCGAGCGGCCGGUCAGCGAUCUGUCUAGUUGCGAGCGGGCGGGUUCUUCGCUCCUUGGCUCUUCUGGAGCCAGGAGGAGGCGCUGGGCCUCUUGCGCGGUGCCCUGGGGCGCUUGGGGGAGACUUCCCAGGCUCGAAGCUGCUGCUUGCUGCCUUAAGCGGCUUGGUGAGACACUGCCAGUCUGCCAGUGCCAGGCUGCCUCGGAGCCGCGGCUUGGAAUUGCUGCAAUGGCAUCAUCUUCCUCUGACUGCGCCUCAAUCCUGCACGGCAAGCAACCUUGUCUGUAACGACACAUACUUUGGGAAGGCAAAGCGGGUUCUCCAGCCAGACUUGCCGGCAAAGAAGGCAUCGGCUUCGUUCAAGGCUGCAUCUGAUGGUUCCUCGCGAGAGGUGAACUCUGAAAGGUCUGUGCAUAAAGCAGAGGUGGUGUGCCGAUCUUGCACAAAAGCGUUGUCACUAUGUGACAGGGUCUGUCCAUGGUGCGAAUGUGCACCAUCCUUUUCAUUGAGUGGCAACUUCAACUUGAAGGGGGCGCUCCGUGUGCUGCAUGACGGGCGCCACGGUGGCGGCGAUGCCUGCAACCUGGUCCUCUUGGGCCAUAAUAUGGACCGGGAUCAACGCGUUGUUGUCAAGGCGAGGCUUGUGUGUUCACUUGAGACACAGGUUCCUACUCUGUAUGUCUACGACCAUUGUCCAUACUGCGUGCGUGCAAGGAUGAUUUUCGGCUUAAAGAAAACACCUUUCAAGUUGGACUUCUUGAUGAACGAUGAUGUUGUCACCCCUACCAAGAUGAUUGGCAAAAAGGUUCUCCCGAUUAUGGAGAUUGACGGCGAAGCUAUGGGCGAGUCCUUGGACAUCGUUGCAAAGGUCGACGCCCUGGACGACUCUCCGCUUCUGGCAAAGGCAGCCGGCCGCGAAGACAUUGCCAAGUGGCUGAGUGACAACAAAGACCUCCUGCGCAAGAUCACGAGGCCUAGAGAUGCGAUGGCCUUGUACCCCGAGUUUUCUACCAAAGAUGCUCGCGCCACUUGGGUCAAGAAUCACCAGCUCUCUGGCAUGACCUUCGAGGAAGCACUUGCAACAAGCGAACCCCUGAUGGAAGAGUUCAAUGCGAAGCUCCCGGAGCUCAGUGAGAUGCUCCACAGCUCAUCCUCCGUCAACGAAGGUGGCUAUUCCUACGACGAUAUCACUUUGUUCCCCACUUUGCGGAGGCUUACGCUCGUAAAGGGCAUAAAGUGGCCGGAGAAGCUCCGGCAGUAUACCGAGAAUAUGGCAGAGGCUUGCGACGUGCCGCUGUUGGACGGAAUGGCCGCCAGACUGGAUGAGGAUCCAGAAGAGGUGGCAACCAUCAAGGAGGAAAUCCAGAUACAACGUCAGCUGGCGCACGACAACACUGUGCCGCUACUGUAUGCAGCAGAAACACCCUCGGAGGUUGUGUUGGUUAUGCCCUUUGCUGCUGGAGGCGAUCUCCAUGCGGCCAUGGGACCCCGGGGCAUGCUGUCCGAGAAGCAGGCCGCCAGGUUGUGUGGGCAACUUCUGGAAGGCCUUCGUUAUCUUCACGAGGAUUUGUACAUACUGCACGGCGACGUCAAGCCGCGCAACAUCUUCCUGGUUCCGGCAGGGUCAGGGUUGGUCGUUCAGUUGGGUGACUUCGGCCUUGCACGUGAGUGCCCGCGAAAGGCACCCUUCCUCUGCCACUUCGCUGGAUUACAAGGCUCUCAUGGCUACAUGGCGCCAGAGAUCCUGUCUGAACAGGAUUAUGGCAGACCGGUGGACAUUUUUGCCCUUGGCGUCAUCAUAUUUACGCUCCUUGCUGGAUAUGAACCAUUCUAUCCCCCCUCCAAUGUGCGCGCCCCGCUGGAGUUUGAUCCACCGUCGUGGGAGCCUUUGAGCAAGGAGUCGGCCGAGUUUGUAACAGACAUGCUGCGAGUGGCCGCCGAGGAGCGUCUGAGUUCCAGUGCAGCUCGAGACCACAGCUGGCUACAGAUGGAUACCUUUUCUGAUGCCUCGCAACCCGCGCACGUGGAGCUCACAUUUCACCGGGCAGGGGAGGUGCAACAAGCUCUCGCCGAAACGAAACCGGCGUGA